GCAGAGAGGAACAAGUUUCCAGACUGGACCUUCAAGGGGAGCUCCCCAAAGGCGGUCUGGCUGCUGCUCCCGGUUUGGCUCCCGGGGGCGUGGUUCCGGGGAGUCUAGCGACAGAAGCACCAGAGCUGUCAGCAACAGUAGGACCGGCGUCGUCAGAGCCAGGGCAGGAUGAGCGGGAGGGAGCGUGCCGUGGCGGCCUGCCUUCCGGAGUCUCGCCACCUGCAGCAGCUGCCUCCAAGGACUCUCCUCUCGAAGGUCACCUGAGCGGAGAGGAGAGUCGCUGUGCGCAGCAGGGGCCCAACAAGCCCCAGCAGGAACGGGCAGGUGUGUCGCAAGCCGGCGGCCGGCAUGAAGAAGCAUGUCUCAGGGAUGCAGAGCUUUCUCAAGCCGCUGACGCUCAGCCCCCGCUCCAGGGGUUGGGUAAGACAGAGAAGGCAAGUGGGAACACAGAGGUGACCCCACCUUGUGGGCCUGACUCAGUCGCCCUCCUGGAUGCAGCUCAGAGCCCGCCAGCCCCGGCGCCCGCCAGCCUUAGAGUCACACCCAGCCAGGAUGCCCCAGACACAGAGGCGUGUGGGGAAACGCAGGGAGGCGGGCAGCAACCCGUGCCGGCCCCGCAGAAGGAAAUGGAGCUCCCCACCGCCUCGGACGCCGAGGCCCCGAUGCUCCUGGGAAGUUUCCCAGCGGCCAAGGAUCAAGGUGCGGACUGUGGGGCUGCCGAGACUGGUGGGAAUGCUGAGGGAGGGGAGCUGGGGGUGCGGCGGGCUCCGGAGGGGCCCAGGGAAGCUGCUCUGAGUGGCGCCUCCCCUGGGAAGGAAGAUUCUACUUUUGCCCCGAGUGAGCCAAGCCGAGCAGCGCAGCUCUCGGCCAGCUGCCAGGAUGCCUCGCUGCCAGCCAAAGAACUGGGGGGGAUUCCCAGGAGCAAGGUGGAUAUUUCUGCAGCCCAGGCUGUCCCCGACCCAAAGAGACCCCUGCCACCUGGGCCACCAGAAGAGGCCGCUCCAGACACUCCUUACCUGCACAUCGAUGGUGCUGCCGGGAAAGGCGCAGGCCCUCGUCCCAUUGAAGAGCCCCUGCCGGCCUCGGGACAGGCCACCUCCAUGAAGCUUUCUGCCGGCUUGCUCGCCCCUCCCUCACGACCAGGAGCAGCCAGCGCGGAGGUCUCUGUGGUGCAAGCGAGCAGUGGAAGCCCCAAAACUGGAAACAUUGAGGGACCCGCAGGCUCCAUCCCCUACCUGGACAGGGCGCCCCUUCUGAUGGAGAGUAAGCAGAUGACAGGGGAGGAGGAGGAGGCAAGAGCGCCGGGUGCAGACACCCAGCCUGGCGGGAUGCCAGUGCACCCCAUCAGCAAGGAGAGCUUGGCAGGUGAGGCAGCAAGGGAGCCGGAGGGCAGUGGGGAGAGGAUGGUAGACCCUCCCGAAGAUCCACGGAGAGGUGCGUCAGGCGGUGUGGACGCAAGCUCCAAGCAGAUCGGCAUGAUCACGGGGUUCCCUGACUUCAGGGAGCACAUCACCAAGAUCUUUGAGAAGUCUGUGCUCAGAGCCCUGACCACCGAUCGGCCCCAGAGCACAGCGGGAGAAAAGGCAGGAGCCGAGGGGAGCCUGAAGGGCCGGGACCUCACCGGGCCACGCCCAGAGAAGACUCCAGGUGGGACUCAAGGAGUGGCCAUCGCCCCUCUCCUUGCCGUUCCUUCCGGACUCGGGGUGGACACAAAGGAAAAGAAGCAAGAGUUGCCUACAGAGGCUAAGCUCCCCUGUCUGGUCCCCCAGGAUCUUGCUCCGGAAAGGCUGCCAGGCUCGGCAGCGCCAGCCUCUGAGCCGACCCUGCCAGGUGCCGGUGUGGGAAAGGAAAUGACCAGUGUCCCACCGAUGGUGCAGGACGGUGAGAAGCCAGAUGGGGCUGGGGAGGCCGGGCCGGGGUGCGCAGGCCAGGCCCCCUCCCAGCAGGCUGGGGGCCAGCGAGAACGAGCCUCAGGUCCUUCCCUGCCCACCGCCGUUCUGGAGACUCCCGUGGGAAAAGCUGCGGACUUCCAGGGGGAGCCCCAGAGCCACCAAGAAGGGGCCUCCGUUCCAGAAGGCAGAAUUCCUCCUGGAAUAUGCUCCCAGGACCGUCAACCCGGGGAGGAUGGUGCCUGGGGCUUUGCUCACACAGGGGGUCCGAGUGACGUGCCGGUGUCCACCUCUGUCCUGGAAGCAUCUUCUCCCCACAGUGGGGUUUCAACUGUGGCCGAGGCCGUCUGUGCACCCGGGACCCCCGCCGCCCCUGGGGGCGAGCAGAGGCGUGGAGGUGGUGCCCUGGGUGAGCCGGGUGCUCCUGAGCCAGAGGCUGUGGAAGUAGCAGCCACGCCCCCGGAGCCGGAGCCCGGCUUGGGGGCAGGAGCUGCUGGGGAAGCAGACGGUGACGUCACAUCGAGCACAGCUGAGACCGCGGCACGUGUGGCUGGGGACCUGCCCGAGACAGGUACAACAAGGAUGUUCUCUGGUGCUGCUCACGGGGAUGUAGGCUGCUCUGCUGGUGCCCCAGGCUCGGAGGAUGCUGCUACUCUGCCGGGGGCCAGCCCGGCGGGGCACCUGCCAGCUAAGGAGCAGCCCGGGCCCCAGCCCCCCACUCCUGUUGGGGGUGGGAAGGUGCACAUCUCUUCACCGCUGGAACCUGACAAGGCUCGGGACCCGAGACCCCAAACCCUGGCUCCGGGAGUGCUCCAGGCCGAAAGAAGCAGCCCCAGGCCUGGCCUAUCCACCUUACCUUCCAUUCCCGAGAAGGAAGCUCCAGAUGCCCCAGACGAGGUCAUCUCAGACGCGGCCAGAAGCGUGGGAGGAGCAGAAAGGUCACAUGUAGCAGAUGAUGUCAUCCAGCCAGCUGCCCUUGAGGACCUGGAAAACCCACUGUUAGCUGCCUCUUCACACCACGGUGAUGCCCUCAGCCGGGUCUCCAGGGAUGUGACGGCCCAGAGGAGUUCUGACUCUGAAGAAGCAUUUGAGACCCCCGAGUCGACGACUCCUGUCAAAGCUCCACCAGCCCCUCCCCCACCGCCCCCCGAAGUCACUCCAGAACCUGAGGUCAGCGCGCAGCCCCCCCCGGAAGAACCAGGCUGCGGUUCCGAGCCGGCCUCUGUCCCCGAUGGCCCACGCAGCAGCUCGGUGGAAGGGAGCCCCUUCCGCCCCCCGUCACACUCCUUCUCCGCCGUCUUUGAUGAAGACAAGCCUAUAGCCAGCAGCGGGACUUACAACUUAGACUUUGACAGCAUCGAGCUGGUGGACGACUUCCAGAGCUUGGAGCCCCGCUGCUCAGACUCUAAGAGUCAGGAAUGCAAAGUGAACACGCGGAGGAAAUCCACCGAUUCUGUGCCCGUCUCCAAGUCCACGCUGUCCCGCUCUCUUAGCCUGCAAGCCAGUGACUUUGAUGGUGCUUCUUGCUCAGGCAACCCCGAGGCCGUGGCCCUGGCCCCAGAUGCAUAUAGCACAGGUUCAAGCAGUGCUUCCAGCACCCUUAAGCGAACUAAAAAGCCAAGGCCGCCUUCCUUAAAAAAGAAGCAGACCACAAAGAAACCCACCGAAACCCCCCCAGUAAAAGAGACACAACAGGAGCCAGUGGAGGAGAAUACUGUCCCCAGUGAGGAGAAUCGAGCGCUAGAGACAAAACCGGAAUUGGCCAAGACGGAGGGUUCUGUCCCAGCCCUCUUGGAGGAGACGCCCCUGGAACCCACUGCUGUGCCCAAGGCUGCCUGCCCUCUGGACCCCGAGGGUGCCGAAGGGGCCAUCCCCCCAUCUUCUGGAAGUGGCAGAGUGCAGAACUCACCUCCGGUUGGAAGGAAAACGUUGCCCCUUGCCACGGCUCCAGAGGCAGUGGAGGUGACCCCAUCAGAUAGUGGGGGGCAGGAGGACUCCCCAGUCAAAGGGCUCUCGGUGAGGCUGGAGUUUGACUAUUCUGAGGACAAGGGUAGUUGGGAUACCCAACAGGAAAACCCUCCUCCUACCAAAAAGCUAGGCAAAAAGCCGGUUGCCAAAAUGCCCCUAAGGAGGCCAAAGACGAAAAAAACACCCGAGAAACUCGACAACACUCCUGCCUCGCCUACCAGAUCCCCCGAUGAACCCAACGACAUCCCUAUCGCCAAAGGUACCUACACCUUUGAUAUUGACAAGUGGGAUGACCCCAAUUUUAACCCUUUUUCUUCCACCUCAAAAAUGCAAGAAUCUCCCACACUGCCCCAGCAGUCCUACAACUUUGACCCAGACGCCUGUGACGAAUCCAUUGACCCUUUUAAGACGUCCUCUAAAACCCCCAGCUCGCCUUCUAAGUCCCCAGCCUCCUUUGAGAUCCCGGCCAGUGCCAUCGAAGCCAAUGGAGCGGACGGGGAUGGGCUGAACAAGCCCGCCAAGAAGAAGAAGACCCCCCUAAAGACUGACACAUUUAGGGUGAAAAGGUCGCCAAAACGGUCUCCUCUCUCUGAUCCACCUUCUCAGGACCCCACGCCAGCGGCGACACCAGAAACGCCGGUCAUCUCCGCGGUGGUCCACGCCACCGAUGAGGAGAAGCUGGCGGUCACCAACCAGAAGUGGACGUGUGUGACGGUGGAUCUGGAGGCUGACAAGCAGGACUACCCGCAGCCCUCGGACCUGUCUACCUUCGUCAAUGACACCAAAUUCAGCUCGCCCACAGAGGAGCUGGAUUACAGAAACUCCUAUGAAAUUGAAUAUAUGGAGAAGAUUGGCUCCUCCUUACCUCAGGAUGAUGAUGCCCCGAAGAAGCAGGCCCUGUACCUUAUGUUUGACACGUCUCAGGAGAGCCCGGUCAAGUCUCCCCCCGGCCGGACGUCAGAGUCCCCGACGCCGUGUUCAGGGUCAAGUUUUGAGGAAACCGAAGCCCUUGUAAACACAGGGGCAAAGAUCCAGCAUCCUGUCCCACGAGGACUGGCACCCAACCAAGAGCCACACUUGCAGGUGCCAGAGAAAUCCUCCCAGAAGGAGCUGGAGGCCAUGACCUUGGGCACUGCUUCAGACACAAUUGAAAUUACAGCUCCUGAGGGCUCCUUUGCCUCUGCUGACGCCCUCCUCAGCAGGCUAGCUCAUCCAGCCUCUCUCUGUGGUGCGCUUGACUAUCUGGAACCCGACUUAGCAGAAAAGAACCCCCCAGUAUUUGCCCAGAAACUUCAGAGAGAAGCUGCUCACCCAACAGAUAUCUCCAUCUCCAAAACAGCCUUGUACUCCCGCAUCGGGACCAGUGAGGUGGAGAAGCCCGCAGGCCUUCUGUUCCAGCAGCCUGACCUGGACUCCGCACUCCGGAUUGCUCGAGCAGAGAUCAUAACCAAGGAGAGAGAGGUCUCAGAGUGGAAGGACAAAUACGAAGAAAGCAGGCGGGAAGUGAUGGAAAUGAGGAAAAUAGUGGCAGAGUAUGAGAAGACCAUCGCUCAGAUGAUAGAGGAUGAGCAGAGGGAGAAGUCCGUCUCCCACCAGACUGUCCAGCAGCUGGUCCUGGAGAAGGAGCAAGCUCUGUCCGACCUGAACUCUGUGGAGAAGUCUCUGGCUGACCUCUUCAGGAGAUACGAGAAGAUGAAGGAGGUCCUCGAGGGUUUCCGCAAGAACGAGGAGGUGCUGAAGAAGUGUGCCCAGGAGUACCUGUCUCGCGUGAAGAAGGAGGAGCAGAGGUACCAGGCCCUGAAGGUGCACGCGGAGGAAAAGCUGGACAGGGCCAACGCCGAGAUCGCGCAGGUCCGAGGCAAGGCCCAGCAGGAGCAGGCUGCCUACCAGGCCAGUCUGCGGAAGGAGCAGCUUCGUGUGGACGCGUUGGAGAGGACGCUGGAGCAGAAGAAUAAAGAGAUAGAGGAACUCACCAAGAUUUGUGAUGAACUGAUUGCCAAAAUGGGGAAAAGCUAACUUUGAACCAAAUGUUUGGACUUGACCCUUGCGUGCAAUAUGACCGUCGGCUCCCUGCUGUCCCUCCGGUUACGUCGGACAGGCUCUGUCUUCACUUUUUCGUAUGCACUACUGUAUUUCCUUUCUAAAUAACGUUGAUUUGAUUGUAUGCAGUACUAAGGAGACUAUCAGAAUUUCUUGCUAUUGGUUUGCAUUUUCUUAGUAUAAAUUCAUAGCAAGUUGACCUCAGAGUUCCUGUAUCAGGGAGAUUGUCUGAUUCUCUAAUAAAAGACAAGUCGCUGACCUUGGCCUUGCCCUUUGUACAUGAGUUCCCAGGGUGAGCGGCUUUUGAAUUUAAUAUGAACAUGUACAGCUUGCACAGGGACUCUUGCCUUAAGGAGUGUAAACUUGAUCUGCAUUUGCUGAUUUGUUUAAAAAAAAAUGCAUGUUUCGAAUAAAAUUCUCUAUUGUAAAUAAA
Messenger RNA from Neogale vison (American mink), 6330 nucleotides. RefSeq names its product transforming acidic coiled-coil containing protein 2 (gene TACC2). NCBI's taxonomy places the organism in Eukaryota, Metazoa, Chordata, Mammalia, Carnivora, Mustelidae. Gene Ontology annotation, biological process: mitotic spindle organization; cell population proliferation; cerebral cortex development. Gene Ontology annotation, cellular component: cytoplasm. The record is from RefSeq and is a predicted model, not a curated record. The transcript has 18 exons. The coding region runs from base 627 to 5873 and encodes 1748 amino acids.